AUGCGAAGGUCCACAGCCGGAAAGUCGAGAAAGGAGAUCUCUGGAAUUGCCGAUGAGGAAAUUGCUCCACCUUUUCGAGCCAUGCACGACUCCCUCUUCGUCACAGCUUUGGCGAUUGUUGGGCUCGGGUGGUACGGCGCCAUUUGGUCCAUCUGUCUCUUGGGUCUUAGCUUGUCUCGCCAGUUCGCACGUUCAGAGGCUCCGCGAUCCCCACUCUCACCACCUCGCUCCUCGACCAUCCUCACCAAUCAGUCGCAAGAUUCGAGCAGUCUCGAUUCGAUCCUCCAUCGACAGCAGCUGCAUCACGAACAGCACGCAGAAUCUGUCCCUGGCGUUUCGAUCCUCCGCCCUCUGAGCGGUCUCGACAGCAACCUCUUCUCGAACCUCUCCUCCUCUUUCACUCAGGACUACCCUAGCUCGCGCUAUGAGGUCAUCCUCUCUAUCCGAGAUACUCGCUCACCGGAGACCCAAAAAGUGCUCAACGUCGCUCGAAUGGUGGUUGCUGCCCACCCCACUAUCGAUGCGCGCAUCAUUGUUGGCGAACAGAUUGCAGGUGUGAAUCCUAAAAUCAACAACCUCGUCCGCUCCUACGCUGCUUCCAAGUACGAUAUCGUCUGGGUCGUCGACAGCCAGGUAUGGUCCCCGUCUGGAGCGCUGGCACGGGCCGUCGACAGCCUCUGCGCUGAUCCACUCACCAGGCCCCGUCCUUCUCCCAGCUGGUUGUCCCGCGAUCCUCAUGGCGGUCGUGUCGGACUUGUGCACCACGUCCCCUUCGCUGUACUUCCCAGCACCUCGUGGGGGUCCAGGAUCGAACGCGUAUUCCUCUCCACCACACACGCAAAGAUGUACCUCGCGCUCAACGCCCUGUCCAUCGAUUCGUGCGUCAUGGGUAAGAGCAACAUGUACCGUAAAUCCGACCUCGCUGCCGUGUCCGACUCGUUCUUCAACGUUUCGAACCACGGCAGUCAGGGCGAAGAUGGUGCUAUCGGCAGCUUUGCCUUUUCGCACCAACCUCAGCUCCCCUCUCGAUCCGCCGGAAGCGGGUCUGCUUCACCUUCUCUGCAGGGGUCCAAUCCCAACACUAGCCAAGAAGAGCUAUCCAACGAUCAAGUCAAGUCGCUCUCGCGUCCGUUGGCACGCUUCUCCAUCUACCUGGCCGAAGACAAUAUGCUCGCACAGUCACUCUGGGAUCCACCGCUCGGCCUGUCGCACACCUUGUCCUCGUCCGAUCUCGCCUACACUUCCGUCGGCGACAUCCGCACGUUGGCCGACUACACGAGUCGGCGCAUGCGCUGGAUCCGAGUUCGCAAAUACAUGUGGCUCGCACCAACCCUGCUCGAGCCAUUUACCGAAUCUAUCAUCUCGGCUUUUGUCGGCUGGUUCGCGCUCUCAACACUCAUAUUUCCCGUCCUCUUCACCUCCACACAAUCGCUGUCGGUAUGGAGCCUACUGCUCUUCCUGGUCGUUCAUUUCGGCGCAUGGUUCGCCGUCGAUUACGCCGUCUUCCAGCGCUUGUCGGUGGCGCACGAGUUCCUGGCGUGCAAUCCAGGCGUAGAUCACGCCGACAGCAUGAGCGUCGUCGAGUUUGCCGCGGCUUGGGUGAUGCGCGAGGCGUUGGCGCUUCCCAUCUGGGCGUGGGCAAUCCUCGGAAGCACGGUUUCGUGGCGCAACAAGACAUUCCGCAUCCUCAAAGGCGGCCGCGCUGCCGUGGUCUCGAGCUCUCCCGGAGCACACAGAAUGACUUCGAGACGGUCCAAGUACAACGAUGUACACGAUGAGGAUCUGGAUCCCCUUUUACAUUCAAACGGCUAG
Messenger RNA from Pseudozyma hubeiensis SY62, 1812 nucleotides. RefSeq names its product glucosylceramide synthase. The coding region runs from base 1 to 1812 and encodes 603 amino acids. The record is from RefSeq and is a predicted model, not a curated record. NCBI's taxonomy places the organism in Eukaryota, Fungi, Basidiomycota, Ustilaginomycetes, Ustilaginales, Ustilaginaceae. Gene Ontology annotation, biological process: glucosylceramide biosynthetic process. Gene Ontology annotation, cellular component: membrane. Gene Ontology annotation, molecular function: ceramide glucosyltransferase activity. The transcript is spliced from 2 exons.